AUGUAUAUCAUGGUUAAUUUUCGCAGCCCUCACAACCUAACCUCUGAAACUCCUCCCCUUCUCCAUUGCGCAGCUGCGCCGCUUUCCAACUUCCAGGUGCCGCGCCGCUUUCCAACUUCUCUACCGGCUGCUGCCAGCCUGCCCCUGUCGACGUCGUCGCCGGCAAUCUCUCUCCGUCGACAGCAAUCUCUCUCCGUUACUACAAGUGGGGCGGGUUCAUCUUCAACGAUUAAUGGUCCUAAUGCACGUGUGGAACCUGAAGCAUCACCAAAAGAAGUGAAUAUUGAAGUUGAUCUUCAGCUUGAGCCAUCUUCGAAAGUGGUUGAUUUAUUAAAUCUUCCAAGUGAUCCGGGACUACGGCCUAACAUAAUGAGCUAUCCUCCAAACAUGAUUGAGCAGGUGCGUAGAGCUUACUUAUUAAAAGGUCCAUGUCAACCGCGUAAUCAUGAUUUUCCACAGAAGAUAGAGGCCAAUAGAAAGCGAAAAUUUGUUUCGGCUUGGUUUGAUGAAUUCAAGAUGUGGUUGGAAUAUAGUAUUGCAAAAGAUGCUGCUUUUUGCUUAUAUUGUUAUUUGUUUUCAUCGGGUAGUAGCGAAGAUGGUUUCUACAAGGGAUUGGAGAUCUUGCUGAGAAGAUGGUUUCUACAAGGAAACAUGACAUUUUUCCAUUGGUGUAUUUGUUAGUUAAGUUAUCAUUGACUUUACCAGUUGCUACUGCUACAGUUGAAAGAGCCUUUUCAGCAAUGAAGAUCAUCAAGAGUGUUCUUCGCAAUCGUAUGGGAGACAAUCUUUUGAACGAUUGCUUAGUACCUUACAUCGAAAAGGAUGUGUUUGUAAAUGUUACUAAUGAAGCUAUUAUGCAGAGGUUUCAGAACAUGAAAAACAGGAGAGAAAUGUUAUGAUUUCUGAAAAAAAUUGUUUAUUUUGUUUAUUUGACUUGUUAUGUAAUUUAAAUGACAUUAUAGUUGUGUUAGUGAUUAUUAUUUAUUUUUAAUUUUUUUAUUA
Messenger RNA from Salvia miltiorrhiza (redroot sage), 1002 nucleotides. RefSeq lists its product as uncharacterized. The record is from RefSeq and is a predicted model, not a curated record. Lineage: Eukaryota; Viridiplantae; Streptophyta; Magnoliopsida; Lamiales; Lamiaceae. The coding region runs from base 1 to 681 and encodes 226 amino acids. The transcript is spliced from 3 exons.